GUCUUUUAACAGCUGCACGUUUUAUUUUGGACAGAUAUUGUAAACUAUGCAAUACUCAACUUCAAGUGAUAUGAUGUAAAGUUAAUAUUUUAGUUAAUUUUAUAAUUGCUGCUAUUUCAUUAAUUCUUAAUACAGAAAUUAUUUAUUUGUGAAAUUAUUUUUUUUAAUUUUAUGUAUAUAUCAUGUUGACGUAUUCUGAUAAACUUAUUAUGGCCCCUAUGGUUCGUGUUGGUACUUUACCAAUGCGAUUGUUGGCACUGGAAUUUGGAGCUGAUAUUGUUUACACAGAAGAGAUAAUUGAUUUCAGACUUUUAAAAUGCCAAAGGAUUGAAAACCGUGUAUUAAAUACUAUAGAUUUUAUUGAUGAAGAUCAAAACAUUGUAUUCAGGACAUGUGCAAAGGAGAAACCAAAUUUGGUUUUGCAGUUGGGCACAGCUUCUCCAGAGAGAGCUUUGAAGGCAGCAAAAAUGGUGGAAAAUGAUGUAUCAGGUAUAGAUGUUAACAUGGGAUGUCCCAAGGAAUUUUCCAUCAAAGGUGGAAUGGGAGCUGCUUUGUUGACUGAGCCUGAGAAAGUUAAAGCCAUUCUUACAAAUUUAACUCAAGGUCUAUCAUGUCCAGUUACAUGCAAAAUCAGAGUGCUGCCUGAGCUUGAGAAAACAUUAGAAUUGGUGAAAAUUAUUGAAAGCACUGGUGUAGCUGCAAUUGCAGUGCAUGGAAGAACAAUUACUGAAAGACAGCAGCAUAAGAAUAGAAACUAUGUCAUUAAAGCAAUUUCUGAAGCCGUGUCUAUUCCUGUCAUAGCCAAUGGUGGAUCUAGUGAAAUUACUUGCUUUGAUGAUUUUGAAACUUUUCGCAAAGCAACUGGUGCUUCAUCUGUGAUGAUUGCUCGACAAGCUGAAUGGAAUUGCUCAAUUUUUCGUAAAAAUGGAAAGCUACCUCUUGAUGAUGUGAUUGAAAAGUAUAUCAAAUAUGCAAUUGAAUAUGACAGUAAUGUUUGGAAUACAAAGUAUUGCAUUCAACAGAUGCUCGGUUCUCUUCAAGAAAGUGAUAGAGGAAAGGUGUUACUAAGUGCACAAAAAAUGGAAGUUAUAUGUGAUUUGUGGAAUUUGGGUGAUCUCUUAAAGAAAAAGAAACAAGAAAUACAUUCAAAAUCUGAAAAAUUGAAGAGAUUAGAGGAUAGGGACAUUGAACUACAAGUGGCUUUGAAAAGACGGCGUAUUUCAGAUGAAAAUAUUCAUGAAGUAGAUGUGAAGUUUUUGCGAUCAAAUUAUGGCAUGGAUGAUCUUCCCAAAAGUGUUUUAUGGAACUGGAUACUAGAAAAUAACUUUGAUAAACCAGUAUAUAAAACAGAUCAAUAUGAGAAAAGUUUUCAAUCUGUUGUUACAAUAAAUGGAGAAAGGUACACAAAUCGAUGUCUGGAAAAGAAUAAGAAAAAUGCUGAACAGGCUGCUGCUUUAGCUGCAGUAAUUAUCUUAGGUCUAAUGAAACAUCCAAAAGAAGACAAUAAAAUAUCUGAGAAGAAAUUAGAUGUUCAAGAUAAUCUAGAUCUUACACAUACGGAGAAUAAUCAUAUUUGUCAUGAUUCAACAAAUAAUAUUGUCCCUGUGAGGUGACACAUUUUGUUAGAU
Molecule: messenger RNA, 1628 nt
Organism: Argiope bruennichi
Lineage: Eukaryota; Metazoa; Arthropoda; Arachnida; Araneae; Araneidae
Gene: Dus2
Product: tRNA-dihydrouridine(20) synthase [NAD(P)+]-like
Exons: 13
Coding region: 183-1613 (476 amino acids)
Biological process (GO): tRNA dihydrouridine synthesis
Cellular component (GO): cytoplasm
Molecular function (GO): tRNA dihydrouridine synthase activity; flavin adenine dinucleotide binding
Source: RefSeq, a predicted model, not a curated record